AUGGUUAGUCUUCCCAGUGUUCGUCGCAACGGUGCCUUGCCAAGUGUUGUCUAUCCCUUCAAGGGAAUCCUUCACUUCCUCCACCACCCUCGCCGCAUUGCUGGUCCGAUUCUCUUUUCGGCUCUCAAGUCGAGUGUUCUCAGUUUGCUUGCAGUUAUUCCACUCUUCAAAUAUGGCUUCAGUGCCCAAUCCCACUUAAUCUCCAAGAUCUAUCUGCUGGUUGUACCCGAAGCCAGUUUCCCUUGGCUAAUCCAUGCCGGUGCCGCAAUCGCAAGUGGGUUCCUGUGUGUGUUUGAGGCAUUCGGUAUCAUGUCCCAGAUUCACAUCCAUAUCGUUGGAUCUUAUCCCGACCGCUUUUUUGAGAGCGUUCUGGUGGAGCGCAACAUUAUCCCUCCACCUGCCACCGCAAGUGCCAGCCAGGACCCUCCUUAUGAGGACAUUGAUGGAACCAAGCCCAAGGUCCACAGUGUCAUCUCACCUGUUGGUAUGAUGCUUGGUGCUGCCAAGGAAGACCAGUCCUGGGGAGAGUUUUUUGUCCGUCCUAUUGUGUACCUGGUUACACUGCCAUUGUCGGUGGUCCCCAUGGGUGGUCCUGUCCUGUUUAUUACCAUCCAGGCCUUGUUCAGAGGUGGCGAGUCGCACAAGCGUUACUUUGACCUCUACCACUGGAAUAACAACCAAAGACAGGGUCGUAUCGAGAGAGAGUUCUGGAAAUACCAAUUCUUUGGUAUGGUUGCCAGUGCAUUGGAAAUGAUUCCCUUUGCUGGCUUCGUCUUUGGUUUCACCAGUCAAAUUGGUGCUGCAAUGUGGAUUGCUGACUUGGAAGAGGGUGAUGAUAAGUUGGCUUAAGCUACUUCUUUAUCUAUUUAUUUAUUUAUUUAUUUAUUUAUUGAAUUUAUCCUCUCUCACAUACAAAGACAUACGCACACACAUUUAUAUAUCUUUUACAUAUCCAUUUACCUUUUUUACCUUUUUACUUACCUUUACUAUUAUACGAUAUCCCAUUGUAACUUAUACAUAUUUAUUACCCAUUAAAACAAAGCACCACAAAUAUAGGAUAUUCUUUUUUAUUUUUUAAUAAAUAAAACAUUAAAUAUAAGUAUACAU
Phycomyces blakesleeanus NRRL 1555(-) is the source of this 1107-nucleotide messenger RNA. RefSeq lists its product as hypothetical. Lineage: Eukaryota; Fungi; Mucoromycota; Mucoromycetes; Mucorales; Phycomycetaceae. The transcript has 2 exons. Bases 1 to 849 code for a protein of 282 amino acids. The record is from RefSeq and is a predicted model, not a curated record.